Messenger RNA from Zeugodacus cucurbitae (melon fly), 531 nucleotides. Its product is annotated as lissencephaly-1 homolog. Gene Ontology annotation, molecular function: protein binding. The coding region runs from base 10 to 516 and encodes 168 amino acids. The record is from RefSeq and is a predicted model, not a curated record. The transcript has 3 exons. Lineage: Eukaryota; Metazoa; Arthropoda; Insecta; Diptera; Tephritidae.
UCCAAGAACAUGAAAAUGGUUUUGUCGCAGAGGCAGCGCGAGGAACUCAACCAAGCGAUUGCCGAUUAUCUAGGCAGUAGUGGCUAUUCUGAGUCUUUAGAUGCAUUCCGCAAAGAAGCUGAUGUUUCUACAGAAAACGAAAAAAAAUUCAGCGGACUGUUGGAAAAAAAAUGGACUUCUGUUAUUCGAUUGCAAAAAAAGGUUAUGGAGUUAGAAGCGAAAUUAUCAGAAGCUGAGAAGGAGGUUAUUGAAGGAGCUCCUACAAAAGCAAAACGAAGCCCUGGGGAAUGGAUACCACGUCCUCCAGAAAAAUUUUCUUUAACUGGACAUCGUGCAAGCAUUACACGGGUGGUAUUUCACCCAAUUUUUGGAUUGAUGGUUUCAUCAUCUGAAGACGCUACUAUAAAAAUUUGGGACUUCGAAACUGGAGAAUAUGAACGCACUUUAAAAGGCCACACCGACUCUGUGCAAGAUGUAGCAUUUGACGCUCAAGGAAAGCUGUUGGAUUUGUAUUAAUUAAGCUAUCUGUCU